UUCAACGGUACAAUCUCAGUCUGUCAUGAAACAGUUCCAAUCCGCACUGACUCCCGAAGAAAAGCAACGCCUAUUUGAAGCUAUCGAUUACCAGGAAAACCUCGCACCUACUGAAUAUCCCGAAUCUUACGUCGACAUGUCUGGUGUGUUCAUUUUGAAAACUCUUGUAACAGAAAUUUAUGAUACACCCAAAAAGAUUAUUUCUUCACAAUUGACUGGAGUCAAGUGUCGUUUGGAAACACGGGCCGGAGGACACGCAAUUAAGGUUGGAGUUAAUGUAGAUAGUCUUACCGCUGAAGGUGUCAAGCAAGAGGAAUAUAUCCCUGUUCUUAUCGCACCAAUGAAAGAGGAAGAAUCGUUACUAGAUAUCAUUUUUGAGAGCAACCCAUUAGAUAAGAAAUGCGGACAAAGACUCAUAAUUGAAUUAAAACCCCUUAGGAUUAUUUAUGAUGCGAAAACCCUUAUUGGGGUAAUAAACGUCUUCGUCAUGUCUCAGUCGUCCUCCUUAGAAAAACUUUCUUCUGUAGCCGCAACGAAACUGAGUAACAUCAAAAAAAUGUCUGCAUCCGGUCUUCAGCACAUUAUAGAAUCCCACGCGUACUUCGAUGUUAACAUCAACAUUUCCGCUCCCAUUAUUGUUGUUCCUCAAAACGGACUGUACACGGGAAAUGAAAAUGUUUUAGCAAUAAAUUUAGGUAAAGCGAGCAUACAGUCAGUUGAACGUUCGGCGUCUUUUAUUCGUAUAAAAGAGUUAUAUCAAGCGGGCAUUACUGGUGAGGACAUUCUUAAAGACAUGAUCGAAAAGAGUUACGACCGCUUCCUGAUGUGCCUGACAGAGGUACAAGUGGUGUUAGCUGGGCCUACUGACAACUGGAUGUCAAGUUUUAUCGAAAAAGGAAACACACCCCUUCACUUGCUACAACCACUGUCACUGGAAGCCCUUUACUCGAAAUGUCUGAUACAGGACGAUCCUCAACUCCCUCUUAGUACUAUCAAGGGCGAAUUACCUUCACUAGCAAUCACUAUUACAGACACUCGACUGAUAAAAUUGAUAAGCUUAAUCGAUAGUGUUGCUGUUGAAACCAGUUUAUCAGAAAACAAACCUUUAGAGCGUAAAGCUUCAUCUACAUCCCUUUUACAAUAUAUGGAAAUGACCAAAAUGGCAAAACCCAAAACAGAAAAUCAAAUAAAAUCUUCAUACGAAUCGACUGAUUUAAACCAAUUUACAGAGUUUGAUAUUCAAUUUGUGAUGAAGGAAUUGACACUAACUAUGGGAGUUCAGCAUGGUCAAAGCGACCCGAAGAAUGUGGCAAAAUUUAGCAUACGAAACCUCGAGUUCGGUCACACCAUGCAAACAUUCAAUACGGAAACAUGGCUAAAAAUUGGUAGCAUGAAUCUAAUUCAGUAUAUUCAUCGCAUUCAACAUUUGAAUAUUUUGAGUACUCCUCUGAAGGACGAAUCGGAUUAUAUGUUCACUUUAAAAUUUGUACAGGUGGACAAAUCAUCGCCCGAAUUUCAUACAAAGCACCAAUCUUGCGAGACACGCCUGCUAUCAAACUUCAAUUCGCUCGAAAUUCAUUUGAAUCAGGAGGCAUUACUCGAUUUAAUGCGUUAUAUUUCGAACGUUCAAUUACAGAUUGAAGAAGAACGAGCAGAUAAAAACAGAAUCGCGAUGUCGACGAUCGACGAGGAGCCACAGCGACGUUUAAUAGAAACAAUCGCGGAAUCGACUGAGAAUAUAGUUACUCGUACAUCAAUACAAUAUUUAAGAGAUGUUAAAAAACGUCAGAAGAAGUCAGUAAUUGAGACGAUUAAGUUUAAGCUAUUAGCUAAUUUACAUCAAGUCAAGAUAUGUCUAAGUAGUCACCAAAAUGAUAUAGCCUCUCUCUCUGUUAGCGGUGUAAAUGCGGAAAUAAUUAUAAAGGAACCAUAUACACAAAUUAAAGCUCACCUAUUGGAUUUGUCCGUCAUAAAUCUUAAUUCUGAGGCAAUACAUUCGAAGAUUCUUUCUGUGACCAGCGAAGAGGCUGUCAGCGUUCAAAUUGUUACUUAUAAUCUCGACGAAGACGAUUACACAUCGACAAAUAUGUCAAUUGAUGCAUCUAUAGGUUGUCUGCGUAUAGUUUUUCUCAACAUAUUUGUCACCGAAAUACUGUCAUUUCUCAACAAUUUCCAAACAGCUAUGGACGUACUCGCGCAGGCAUCUCAGAAUGCCGCAGCUCAAGCAAAAUUGAAUGUCGAAGAGGCACUUUCAAAGGCUAUGAAAAUAGCAGUAACUGUUAAUAUAAGGGCACCGAACAUCGUCGUUCCAGUGCAUUCGCAGAGUGUUGACGCCCUCUUUCUCGAUUUUGGUCGAUUCACGUUAUCAAAUAAAUUUAAAUGGCUCGAACAGGUAGACGAGAAAAAACAGAACGCGGUCCUCGACGAUAUGAUGAUUAGCUUAGUUGACAUGAAGAUUGCAAAGAUAACAUACAAGAACGAGCAAACCGUUAUCGAGCAUAUCCUAUUGGAUCAACUUUCGUUUCAGUUGAAGGUGGUAAGGAAUCUUUCGAGUUGGUAUCGGCAGGUGCCCAGCAUCGAAAUAUCAAUGAAAACGAAAACUAUUUCAAUGCUCCUAGCGCACGAAGACUACGUCAUGGUUUUGAAUAUUUUGGACAAAAACAUUGGCGAAGGAAGCACUCAACAUGUUUCCUCUUCGCACAAGACACCAACUGUAAAAAAAUCAGUGAAGGUCACUGCGGAAACAUUGCAAAAAGACCAUGAAACUGCAGUACCAGAGGUCCCUACUACAGAAAUAUAUACUCUAGUAAAAUUUACUUUUGUCAUGGAACGAUUCGUGUUUAGCUUAUUCUCAAGGUCACCUGCUUUUCAAAAAAUACCUCUCCACGAUCCAUCACUUUCUUUGGCAAAAUUUUCUUUGGAGAUGAUCUCAGUCAAAGGUCGAAUUUACUCGGAUGAUUCGAUGGGUGUUGCAAUGCUCCUUGUUAAUUGCAUAAUUGAGGAUAGCCGACCAGAAAACGCAGGACUACUGACCCGUUUAUGCGAACGAAAACCAGAACCUGAAGACGUUGCUGAAAAAGAAUUGUCUGUGGUAGAAUCAAAUGUGCCCCAGAAAUACAUGGUUGAUAUCGUUUAUCAGCGAAAAGGCAAAGAUAAUUUCGCGGAUAUACGUAUAUGGAGCUUUGGACUUAUAUUUAGUGCAAAUUUUAUGAUGGAAAUUUACGAGUUCUUAAAAAAAAGCGACGACGACGAAAGAGAAAACGAAACAAAUAAACAUGACUCUAUCAGCCGGACGACCUUGGUAUCCGCGAAAUCUACCAUGGGUACACAAGCUGUUCCGACUGCCGACGAGAGUCUUUUCACUCUUAAUUUACGAAUCGAAAAACCAGAUAUUAUCCUUGUCGAACAUCUAAAAGACAUGGACACAAAUGCCUUGAUAUUAAACUUCGAAAUGUUAUGUAAACUUCGCACCACAACCAAUCAUCAAGUAAUCAAUUGUUCUGUAAACGAUCUCCAAAUGUACACAUGUGCCUUCGAUCCGUCGAAAAGAGACGACACGAAAGCCAAUGUGAUUUUCCCUAUUAAUAUUAACGUGGCAGGAUCGACACCUGAAGGAGAAGGCCUUCAUGUUGAGGUCCAUACGUCAGACGUAAGGAUUCGAGUAUCGCCGAUAACUAUAGAUCUUUUAAACAGAGUACACAAGACCUUACUAAGUCACGCCAGUGCCAAGAAAGAAGCUGAAGAUGUCGUGGAUGAUUACAGCGAUUUGUGGCAACCGAAACCUUACAAGGAAGACAAUUUAUGGUUCUUGAAAGUUGAAAUCGGCGACGACGUCACCACAUUUUUAGAUAUGACUCAACUGCAACCACAAUACAACGAAAAGAAGGUGAAAAAAAAAGAACUUUGUCUUUUCAUGAUUCAAUCCAUAGUAUUUACAAUGGAAGCUGGUGUAGGUAAGAAGACUCUUCCGAUGCUUUUCUUUGACAGUAAAUUCAGCGGAAACGUAAAAAAUUGGAGUUCGGAUAUGUCCAUAGAGGCAUCGAUGACACUGACGAUGGGCUAUUAUAACAGUCGGCUCGCUUUAUGGGAGCCUCUUGUUGAACCAGUACAAAUUAUGAAAGCCAAUAACGUCACUUAUGAGCCGUGGGAAUUAAAAGUGGAGGUUCAUCUGAAUCCAGAACAGGCAAUCGACGAAUCAUUGACGAGUCCCUCUUCGGAGAUAGAAGAAUUAACGUUACCGCCGCCUCCGAUGGUCAUUGACGUGACAUCUGCAUCAAAUCUGGAAAUAACAGUGACGAAAACAUUCCUUGACGUACUGAAAAAUCUUUCGGCCGCGUUCGAUUCGGACAUAACGGGUAAUGAAGAAAAAAAAGUUAUACAUCCGACUAGUUCGUUCAAAGUAAUUAACGACACCGGCCUGAAGGUCGUAUUAGUGCUCGUCCACAGUUCCUUCCGGUUGCACGGUGACCAAAAUCCCAACCACGUAACUCUUGAGCCAGGCACUCAGGUGCCUCUUGAGCUGAAGUCGUUCAUGCAAGAGGUGUCAAAAAUUCAGUAUCAGCUCUCCUUGGACAGCCAAAAAUCACCAGAAAACUUCCUCUUCGUCAAGGUUGAAACUUUUGAAAAGGAACUAAAAUUACCUUUUGAAAGAGCCGACAAAAGAUACUUCCCACUCGAUCCAAAAACGAACAAAGGCCUAAUUUCGGAAGUUUCCAUGGAACACGGGGUCCUUUCCUUAACAUUAAGAAGCAUACUAAAGAUUUUCAAUCAUUUCACUAUUCCAGUAGAUAUCUAUUAUAUGACAGAAAAAAGUAAUAAUUUGGCUUUCAUUUUCAACAUACAACCAGGACAGUCCCGAAAUUUGCCAUACAAGGCAGUGUAUACUACUACGGGUCAGCUGUUUUUUUCGGUUAAAAGCUACUCUGUGACCUCGGUACCUUUUGUCUGGCGCGACUUGAAUUCGAACGUGACUAUCUCAAAGACAUUAAUGUGUCGACCUAAGGAUCACCUGAACCACACCGAGCCAUUUCUAUUAAAUGUAAGCGGGAAAAUGAAACAAGUGUAUAGCGAAACGUCGACGCGUUAUACGAUGGCGAGUGUUUGUUACAACGUUUAUUUAAAACCUGUUGUCGUUUUUAAAAACUAUCUGCCCUUUAACGUCGUUUGUAUUAUCGAUAAAUUGGUUGAAGAAUACGUUAUUGAGCCAGGGGCAUACACCCAAUUACCCAACGUGCAACCCGGAACGUCCAGUAUUUGUGUUAAGAUUCCCGAUUACCUAGAAAAGGAAUGGACAUGUAAAAAUGAAUUGUUACAAAAUCCUUCAGAGUUUACUGUAUGGCAGUUCUCCAGUUACGAAAAUAUUGUAAAGGUCAACUUGGACCUUGGAAUGCACUGCAAACAGGAUGGAAGCUCCAUGAUCAUGUCCUUAUACUGUCCGUUUUGGCUGAACAACAAAACCGGGUUGACUCUUGAUUACAGAAAAUCUAAAAAGGAGAAGUCGGAAAAAGGAAGUCCUUCCAAGACGACAGAAGAUAACAUGAAUGUAAUAACACAUCCCAGUAACUACGAUGGACCAAUACUGUUUUCCUUUAAUGCGAAAAACUUUUUUGGGAAGAAAAAAGCUAGCAUUCGAGUGGACAGUGGCGAUUGGUCAGAUAAGUUCCCUCUAGACGUCGCUGGAUCCUCAGGUUACGUGGUUUGCAAAGGACAAAAUCACAUUUACAUGAUCGGAGUUCGCAAUACGCUUACAUACAACGGUUUAACAAAACAAGUAACAUUCACGCCUUAUUAUGUAAUGGUUAAUAACGCAAAGUAUGACAUAGAAUGUCGAGAAUUCGAUAGACCUGCUGACCGAUGGUUCACAGUUCCCGCAAAAUCGUGCGUACCCUUCUGGCCGAGAAGCGAAAAGGACGAUAAACUGCUAAAAUUACGAGUGGUAAACACUGAAGAGACUACGCCACCCUUCCUUAUCACUCAAACAAAUAAUAUUUUACUUCAAUUAGAUAAUAAGUAUGGAGGGAUUCAUGCUGAUAUUCAACUAACUGAAAGUUCGACAUAUAUUAACUUAAGCCCAUACGCCGAAGGCUUACCUCCUCCAAUGAUUCUGAAUCAUACCGACAAAACGAUAAGUUACUGGGAAAAGGAAACUGUUCAAAUCAGAAAACUAGAUCCGGGACAUUCAGUGUUAUUUACGUGGUCGAAUCCGCCCGGUUGUCGUGUCCUAGCUUGGGACAUUGGUAACAAGAAAGAAAUGCAAGACGAAUUACAAACGGACGGACUGAAAGAAUUCUCGCCGAUGCCGAAUUAUACAGUAUACUGGGUAUCGUUUUUAAACGGUAUGCAACGGGUAAUUCUAUUUACUCUUAACGAAGAUGUAGCUGCAGACGUUCAAUCGGCAAAGCAGUUUGAAGUCGCAGACACAGAAAUCAACGUAUCGAUUCACGGUAUCGGCCUGUCACUGGUUAACAAUGUAGCACGCCAAGAAUUGAUGUAUCUUGCAAUUGCCAACAGUGGUAUUAUCUGGGAAUAUGCCAAACUCAAAUCGAAUCGGUAUAUAGAAAUGGCUGUGCGUGAUUCCUACUUAAUGGAACGCGCAUACCAGCGUUAUUUGUCAAAAGAAAAGUGUGACACGCCGGAUUUUGGACGCGAAUUGGUCGACGAAAAGACCGAAGUCGACUUUGACACGUUAAGGAUGUUAAAACCGCAACAAAGGAAGAUGAGACGAGUAUUUCAAUACGGAUUGUGGAUUCAGAUGAAAACGAGCCCGUAUCAGCUACAGUUCCACGCUAAAGUAAACAAAGUGCAGAUAGACAACCAGCUCUUUGACUGUAUAUUUCCGAUAGUCUUGGCACCGGUACCUCCCCCAAGAACCAUGGGAGACAAUUUUCAUAGGCCAUUUAUAGAAAUGAGCGUGGUCCAAAGAGUGAUGAAAUACAGUCACAUCACUCAGUUUAAAUACUUCAAAGUUCUCAUUCAAGAAUUUCACGUGAAAGUCGAUAUAGGUUUCGUCAUCGCCUUGUUAGAUUUACUCGAAACGAACGUUGCAAAUGAAGAGGAAGAACGUAAGCAUUUUUUGGAAAGUAUAAAAUUAACCAAAGAACCCCUCAAAUCUCUAGUCGUUACCAUUUCUCAAAAGGAACAAAAGAGUUUUUAUGACGUACUGCAUUUUUCUCCUCUCAAGAUUCAUGUAAGUUUUUCACUCCAAUCGGGAAACUAUAAAGGAUUAUCGCAGCUGGACGUCGUCAACGUUCUUUUGCAAGGACUAGGUGUCACUCUGACGGAUAUGCAGGAUGUAAUUUUCAAACUAGCGUAUUUCGAAAGAAACUACACAUUUUUAUCUCAAAAUCAACUUAUAUCCGAAGUUACUUCUCACUAUUCGAAUCAAGCCAUAAAACAACUUUACGUACUCGUACUUGGACUAGAUGUCCUGGGAAAUCCGUACGGCCUAGUAUUGGGUAUUACGAAAGGUUUCGAGGACUUCUUUUACGAACCAAUUCAAGGUGCAAUCCAAGGACCUGGCGAAUUCGCCGAAGGUCUGGUACUGGGUGCCCGCAGUUUAUUUAGUCACACGGUAGGUGGUGCUGCAGGUGCCGUUUCGAGAAUCACAGGAGCCAUGGGUAAAGGUAUUGCAGCGCUCACUUUUGACAAAGAUUAUCAGCGAAGAAGAAGAGACGCCAUGACUAAAAAACCUGCCAGCGUACAAGAGGGACUCGCCAGAGGGGGAAAGGGGCUCGUUAUGGGCGUGUAUGACGGGGUGACCGGAGUAUUUACGAAACCUAUAAGCGGAGCGAAACACGACGGCGUCGAGGGUUUCUUUAAGGGUUUAGGAAAAGGUGCCAUCGGUCUCAUUACACGGCCCACUGCUGGAGUGAUCGACUUUGCCAGUGGCUCUCUUGAAGCCGUCAGAAGAGCGACAGAUUUAGAGGAAGACAUCUGCAGGAUACGACCUUCAAGGUCAUUGCCAGCUGACGGUUUUGUGCGGCCGUACAAUAUUCAGGAGGCCGAAGGAAAUAAAAUUCUGAUGGAGUUGGAAAAGGGAAAGUACUCUACGACAGACGUCUACGUGGCUCAUUUUACAAUCGAAAAAAAUCAAGUUUUGUUAUUAACAGAUAAAAGAAUCGCUCUUGCUUCUCACAGUGAAGUAUUUGGAGGAUGGCAGGCGGAAUGGGCAUUUGCAUGGUCCGACAUACCGUCGUCUGCCACCGUGCAUCCCAAGGGAGUACAGAUUCCCAUUCCUGAGGCGAAAAAGAAAAAGUUUGGCAUGUUCGGUUCUAACGGAGCCAAUAAGUUAAUUAAUGUGCAAAACGAUGCUUUAAAAGAAAAGAUCGUUAAACAAAUCGAGUAUAUGCGGGAAAAGGCUUAAUAGUAGAAGCAAAGCUCAGAUAUUAUUUUCUUAAUGCUGGCUUAUAAAUGCACAAUUUUUUAUAUGUAUGCUUUAUAGAAAAGAACACUACUUACUCCUUUACAUUUACCAGUUAAAAUAUUUCUUUUAUUAAGCUUUUAAUAUAUAUUCUAAAUACUUUAUUUACACGUUAUAUACAAGUAAAAAAUUUAAAAUAAUUAAAAUUUUACCAGUGCUCAGUUUUAAAAAUAUUAAACUUUUGUGUUUUUUCAAACUCCAAGUUACAGGAUUAUUGUAAAUGCACAUUUUUUUUCGGUUCUACAACGCAGUGAAUUUACUAUUCAUAUAUAUGCUACUCCCUCGAUUUAAUCACACAAGUAUAGGCAAGGACCUUUAUUGUGAUCUGACUUUCACCUGAUUAAAUUUCAAAAUAGCAUUGUAA
Molecule: messenger RNA, 8783 nt
Organism: Agrilus planipennis (emerald ash borer)
Lineage: Eukaryota; Metazoa; Arthropoda; Insecta; Coleoptera; Buprestidae
Gene: Vps13
Product: vacuolar protein sorting-associated protein 13
Exons: 35
Coding region: 26-8362 (2778 amino acids)
Biological process (GO): protein retention in Golgi apparatus; protein targeting to vacuole
Cellular component (GO): extrinsic component of membrane
Source: RefSeq, a predicted model, not a curated record